GACCAACCUCGAUGAACCUCUUCACCUCUCCAUGUGUACUUUUCGUGUUUCAGCGACCGGAUCCCUUCAUAGCAACAACAGAUUAAGUGUUACAAUCUUUGACAGAUCGACUUCAGCUUCAAUCGAUCAUACACGCUUCCUCCAGUGACAGCCUCCGUUUAUCAGCAUGUACUCGAUUCGCACCAACUCUACGCUUCAACUACCUCUCUCUCCCGUAGAUUCUUCACCAGAACAAGUCGAGAAGCCAAACCCAGUACCACUUGGCUCUCGUAGGACCAAUCAGAAGGAAGAAAGACCUGCAGUGAACUCUAUCAGGCGAAAGCCCAGUCCUCUAUGGUCCCAGCAAGAGUGGUCACCCGAAGAGCCUGUCGACGUCGUCCUGGGCCGUCCGAUACACGAUGCCGGCCUGUCGUCUGCUUCAGCUACCGAUAGCGACUCGAGCAUGAUUCUCACCACCCCCAGGACACCCGCCGACACAUCCCAAUUCUCCCCGGCUUCGUCGCCUAAAGUCCCGGAUCAACAUUAUUUUCUGCCUGUAGACCAACCUCUCUUUUUCGAAGGAAAAAAUACUAUGGCGGUCACUAGCGGGGCACGCUCUCGUCCAGCGAUCAGCGCGAGGACUUCCUCUGUGCAGACGGAAAGUCAACGCACAGAGCUCCGCGACUCUGCUCUCGCUGGCAGCAAGGUUCAACAGAAGAACCAUUAUGUUCGUUCUGCUCGACCGAGCCCUACAUUAUCCACCCCUGGAAUAUCCGAGUCACUCGUGCAGGAAAUGAGGAUCAGCCAGCCUGUGGCUUCGAGCAGCACUAUACCCUUUCCUACAGGACUCGGAAUACAAGGCGCUUUUCAGCAGGGACAAGUUACCCAAAGACUAGAGCGUGCGGAAUCCAAGACACUGCCUCCUAUACCCCUAUCCCGCUCCACAACCGGUGUUCCCGGUGGACCUGCUCCUUUGCCAACCUCGAGGAGUACCGAUGCUGCCUGGAAGACUUACAAGCCAAAAAAGGUGAAGCAAGACUUUUCGGUCGACGGACUGGUCGACCCAAUCAAGCUAUGGGAGGCGAGCCAUUGCUAUGUUACCGAUGAGCUCGGUCGGAAGAGACGCUUUGGCGAAUUCUUCGACUCUUCGCCAGAGGCGCAGGCACCUCUAGGCAGAGUCCCACCAAGCCGAUCGUCAUCACGCAGCGGCCUUUCUCGCUACAGCUCGAUUGCCGAAUCCCUCGGUUCACAAUCGCGGAAACAGUGUGGUGGCGAAGAAUGGAACGAUCCUGGCAGGAAGACCGUAGUCUUUUAUAUCAGACAUUUCUGGUGUGGUCAAUGUCAAGACUUUACCUUUGCGUCUUUAUCGCAACUCGAUCCCGAAGCCAUCAAUGCUGCUGGCAUUAAUGUCAUAGUGAUAUCCAAUGGAACAUGGAGAAUCAUCAAGAGAUAUAGAGAAUUAUUCCAGCUCAAAUAUCCGGUAUAUGUGGACGAACAGCGAGUCUUGUAUGAGAAAAUGGGAAUGGUACUGCUGAACAAUGACUUCGGGCCCAGCAAGGAUCGAGCCGCAUACAACCAGAGAAGCGCCCCUUUACAGCUCGUUCACGGACUGAAGAAAGCUUUCGUUGAUAUGCCUCUGGGGAAUCCAGGCAAGCUGACGCAGCUGGGAGGCGAGUUUGUCGUCGGGCCGGGACUUCAAUGUCAUUUCGCCCAUCGAAUGACGAAUACUAGCAACCAUAUGGAGGCUUUCGACGUGCUGAAAAUUGCUGGUUGCGACAAGCCAACCAAGAACGAACAAGCAAUCAAACGCUUUGCAGAGGAAGAGCUAGCAGAGAUCGCGCAGCUACAGCGGGAAGAAGAAGAAUGGAGGGAAGGACGAGUCGAGGAGAUUGAGCGCAUUCGACAAAGCAGAGCUGCGAGGCGUCAACAUUUGACGCCGAUACAGCAAGAGCAGCUAAGGCGACUCAGUGUGCCUACAGAAUCACAGGAGGAAUAGAUGAUAGAUCAUGUACCGGUACCCGACAUAGAUGGAUCGCCAAAUGGCGAUUUCAGGUGUAAGCAGCUGAGAUACAGGA
Molecule: messenger RNA, 2054 nt
Organism: Filobasidium floriforme
Lineage: Eukaryota; Fungi; Basidiomycota; Tremellomycetes; Filobasidiales; Filobasidiaceae
Product: AhpC/TSA antioxidant enzyme-domain-containing protein
Exons: 6
Coding region: 167-1975 (602 amino acids)
Source: RefSeq, a predicted model, not a curated record